Ostrea edulis (European flat oyster) is the source of this 6533-nucleotide messenger RNA. Its product is annotated as caskin-1-like. NCBI's taxonomy places the organism in Eukaryota, Metazoa, Mollusca, Bivalvia, Ostreida, Ostreidae. Gene Ontology annotation, molecular function: protein binding. The record is from RefSeq and is a predicted model, not a curated record. Bases 265 to 4311 code for a protein of 1348 amino acids. The transcript has 20 exons.
CCCGUAGUGUCACACAAGAGUCAGGUGUGGGAAAAACAGUCUGUGAAGUGAAAAAUAAGCUUAAACGCCAUUUGUGAAUGAUACAUGCCAUUUUCUGUAUACAGAUAUGUAGGAGCUACGUUUUUCUCUCAGGAUAAUUUCGGAAUUUCGUGUGAAAUUAUUCUAAAUAUGUGAAAACACCGGGACAUGGCACGUGUAUUUUGGAACGUAGCAAUAUUUACCUUUCAGUGAAUCACGUUGUUGAGAGUUUUUCCCCUUUGCGAAAUGGUGAAGGAUCAAGAUAUAAUUCAAGCUGUUAAGGAUAGAAAUGUCCCAGUUUUACAGAAACUGUUGGUCAAAACAAUCAAAUCUAAUAAAAAGUUGAUUGGGAGCAGCAAAAGAAUCAACAUCAAUUAUCAGGAUGGUGAUGGAAUGUCGGCCUUGCAUCAGGCCUCCUUGAUGGGUAACCUGGAGAUGAUGCAAAUGUUGCUGGAGUGUCAUGCAGACGUCAGUAUCCACGACAACAAAGGUAUGCUGGCGCUGCACUACGCGGCCUGGCAGGGGAUGUCAGAUCCUGUUCACACCCUCCUCCAGUGGAAAUCCCCGGUCAACGAAGUCUCGCAGGAUGGGAACACCCCCCUUCACCUGGCCUGCCAGCACGGACAUUUUGAUGUGGUGAAUCUUCUGCUGCUUCACAACUCAUCGCCCACCGUCCAGAACAAGGACAGGAAAACUCCUCUGGACCUGGCCUGUGAAUUCGGAAGAUACAGGGUUGUCGACUUGUUGUUAAGGAGUAAUAUGUGUGCCCCCUUGUUGAUGGACAGUCCAGAGGACACGGUGGACGAACACAGUACAACACCGCUACAUCUGGCCGCGAAAAACGGCCACAUAGAAAUUAUAAGACUUUUGCUGCAAGCUGGCGUCAACAUCAACAGAAGUACACUGAAAGGGACAUCACUCCACCAAGCCGCCCUGUGUGGCAAAAUAGAAGUCGUGCGACUUUUAUUGGAUUGUGGGAUUGAUGUCAACAAGGCUAAUUCUUAUGAGCAGACAGCGUUAGAUAUUGUCAACUCAUAUACUACCUCAAGGGCAGCCAAAGAUCUCAAGCACCUGCUAAAAGAAGCCAGUUUCGCGGUACAGGCCAGAGCCAUCAAAAACUAUUGUAACAUUUACGACCCGAGUACUCUCGCAUUCAAAGAAGGUGACAUCAUCAAGGUGCUAGAGCAGAGAGAUGAUGCGUGGAAGGGCGUGGUGAUCAGUGAUGGGCGUAUGGCCAAGCCUGGAUACUUCCCCCCAGAUACAGUAGUUCUCCUGGACAGUUCCGCACAUUACUCUAACCACAUUAUCCAGGGAAAACGGGUGCACAUGCCCAAUGUACCUGAUUUGUUGAAUCGAAGCCCAGGAUACCAGCAGCCCAGUGUAGGAAGCCCAUUUACUCUGGCAGCCCACCCACCCUCCAGUCCCGGCUAUCUCAGCAGCCCGGGCUGUUACCAGUCUCAAUCCAGUCUGGCAAUGGAGCAUUUUCCCCCGCCACCAGCCAUGUUCUCUCCCAACUCACCGUAUAAAAAAGAUUGGGACAGCGGUAACUCCUUUACGUUUUCAUCGCCUAACACUUACAGAUUGUACAACACAUCAACUGAGAACUUGAAUGGCCGGAUUGUGAACCAUAAUGGUGAACAAGUUGGCGAGUGGUCAUCACUUCCUGCCUUCGCUAGUGACAUAAGAAAUGCAGGACAUGGGAAAGGAAGUCCGACUAAUAGUAAUCGUAACAGUGGAGCUAGCAGUGACAGUGGACGAGGAUACAGUACGGGAAAUCUAGAUCACGCAAACGCCAAUAUUAAGCCUCCACACAACUAUGCUAAUGUCCAAAUAAACAACAACCACCGACUGUCCAGUCAGAGUUACGAGUCCGGCGUGUCCUCGAGACAGAGUUACCACAGCACAUCGAGUUCCAGCGUGGGCAGUCUUGACCGAUUGGAGGAAUCUGGACAGAUGAGCACUAUUAAUGUGGCGGAAUUGUUUCGGGCAGGAAUGCCUGACAAUGAGGUGAUGCGGGUCUGGCUGAGGGACCUCCGGUUUGAGGAGUACUGUAUUCUGUUUGUACAAGCAGGCUAUGAUAUGGCGACCAUUUCCCACAUGACACCUCAGGAUUUGUCUGCAAUUGGCAUCACCAAACCUGGCCACAGAAAGCGACUAAAGGCAGAAAUAGCCCGGCUGAAUAUUCAUGAUGGCAUCCCGGAUUUCAAACCAGUGGAUAUGAUGGAAUGGCUCCACAUCCUGGGUUUGGAGCAGUAUUACAAUACAUUGUCACACCAGGGUUACGAUGACCUUGACAAGGUCACAGAUAUUACCUGGGAGGAUCUGGAAGAAAUCGGCAUCCAGAAACUAGGUCAUCAGAAGAAAAUCACUCUGGCCAUAGAACGCUUGAAGAGAAUUAAUUCCAAUAGUAAACGCUUAUCUGCAAUGGACAAGAGUGGACAUAGUGAGAUCAUUGACCCUCCUCCACCCCUUGGCCAUGCCCGAUGGUCAGGGGAUGAUUACAUCCAUGAGAUUCCAUCCUCACCAUUCAAAACAAAGAAAUCUCUGUCAGGGGACAAUUUAAACAGUGACCGUCUCUCUCAAAAGAGUGACAGGUAUUCACAACACAGUGAUAACAGCUUGGAAUUCAUGUCUCAUAGUCCCAACACUAGUUUCCAGCCGGACGUAGUCGCCAUACAGGUCAAAAGGCACGCCUCCCAGUCUGAGUCCCCCAAUGACACUUCUGGUGCACGGAUUUCCUCAUUUCAAGCACCCCCUUCUUCACGGGAGGAUCGAGAUAGCACCCCCACAGCAGAGGAGGAGGUUGCACAGCCUGUUCCCAUUGUUGCUCCAUCUGUGCCGAAAGCUGUGAUUAAACCAAAGCCAGUUGCCAAGAUCAUUGCCAAAACAAAGCGGAGCAGCAAAGAAACAUCACCUGAGAUUAUAGAUAUCGAGAAAUAUGAAAAAAAUCAGGAGUUUGGGAAAAGUCCUGGGAAAUCCUUUCUCCUGAAUACAGUGAUGUUACAGAAAACAGGGCAGUCUGAUCACAUAUAUGAUCAGCCAAGAAUGCAGAAUUCGCCCAAAUCUCCAAAGUCGCCCACUCAUCCUCCAGUGUCUCACCCCUUCCCCGUCACCACAAUGGCACCUGUUUUUGUUUCAGUCUCAAAUCAGAACGGUUUUCAACAGUCACAGAGUUCACCUACUGGUCGGAAAGUUCCUCCUCCUCCUCCUCCCAAACGCACCAAUUCAAUUUCCAACAGACAGGAUCUGAACUCAUCCCGGUAUGCUGGGAGUAUACCUAAGUCUGCUUUACAAAAUAUUGAUCAAAACACCCAGAGAACCACAGCCAUGACACAGGGCAAUCCACCACAGUCGACUCCCAGGAGAGGGUCGCUUGGUAAUGACGUGAAUGACCAGAAACAACUUGCUUUUGCAACCUGUGUUCAAAGUCUGUCUGCCAAGUUUGGCAGUAAACGGAUGGAAACAAGUUCGGAGGACGUGAACAGUUCCGAUGGGGAAGAUUUCCCCCCUCCCCCACCUCCAAUAGCUAUGGACAUAAUCACUCCCAAAAUUCAUAAUUAUGGAAUUCCCAGUAAGGACGAAAAAACUCCAGCUGAAUUAAGAGGAAUGGGAAAAUUAGGGCAACCCACCACACCUAAUGGAAAUUCUUCCACAAAUCACACAGCAGACAAGCCAAGCUCCUACAAGUAUAAAGCCCCUGUUUUACUACCGGUUAAGGAGAACACACCCCCUCCCAAAGUCUCCAUGGUGCCAAACUUUACCCAGAAUCCCCCAGUUCUUAAUCAUGUGACUACCACUGCCCAAUCAAAAGACCCUGUUCAGAACUCUCCUAGGGUGCAACACCUUUCUCAUGAACUCAGAAGGAAAGACUCCACCUCUAGUUCAGAUUCAGUAGUGUCAGCUUCUAGUGUGGAUUCAAAUACCUUGCCAUUUGCUAAUGAGAAUGUGGGAACAAUAAAACAGCGUGCACCCACAACCAAACCCUCCAUAGUGCCAAUUAAUGAGAGUGUUGACUCCACCCCUCAGGCUCAGGGAUUUCCUGACCAUCAACGAGUCUUAUUACCCAGCGUGCCACCGAAAACUAGUGUACAAGCACACCUGAAAGCACGAAACAAAGGACCAAGACCGUCGGUACCCGUGAAACCUGGUGCCUCACCUCCCGUAGCAGCCAAACCACAAAGAGGUAAGAAAGGCAAAGACACGGAUGUUCUAAAUGACAUUGACAACAUGUUACAAGGUUUAACAGAGGAGCUAGAUGCCAUGUUGGAGGACGAGUUGGUCAUGGAUGAGUGAUUUCAUUCAAUGUACAAAGUGGUUAGGAAACAAAAUCUAUUAACGAUGUAAUCAUGAUUAUUUAUUAACUAUAUUUCAAAAACAAAUUCUUCAAAUGACAAGUGCAAAUACAGUGCAGUAUGUCUUCAUAUACAUCAUGUACCAUUCAUCACUACCAGAGUGUUUUCUUGCAUUUCAUUGGAUGUAGCUAGGUUUUUUAUUUAGCCAAUCACAAAGCGUCAUCGGAGGAGGUGUGAAUUUCAUUCAAGAUUUCGAUGUUAAACUGGUUUAUUUAUUUUGGUGUUAUUCAUAAGGAGAUGUUUUUUUAUGCAGAGUGAAAAGUCAUUACUUAUAGAGCGAAAUACCCCCGUGCUUUUGAGAGUGCUUUGAACCGAUAUUUUAAUUUGAGAAGCGUUCAUAUGACAUGUACUGUUUUGUUAAUUGUUAUCCUAGUCAGUUUCGUCAUUGAGUGAACAUGUUCUUUAUAUGCUUGUGAUGACUACAUGCAUACUGUACGAUGGAGAAGAUCUUGACUUUUUAUAGCGUUGAUGUCUUUGCAUCAAUUUGCCCUGUAAUGUUAUUAUGGCUCCAUUUUUGUAUUCCAGUAUAUAGAAAUCUUGUCUAUAGAUUAGAAUGUUUGUUUUUUGAUAUAAUGAAUGGAAAAUGUGUGUGUUAUCUGUAUCUCUCCCUCACUGUAUAAAUGAAAUAUGCUGUAUGUGGACUUGUUUUAAAGGAAUUAAUAUUUUGGCGCUAAAGCAAGAGUGCGAGUAUACGAAGUUCUCUUUUUUUGUCAUUACCACACUCUGACAAAAAUGUAAAACUAUCAUCAACUCGUAUUCCAGUAAAUUUUGAAUGCGCUUAAAAUUUGUACCCAAACAUACAGUACAUCUGAACAGUGUGAUAUACCUCUGACAAUGACCUAUGCAUUAAUUUAUAGUUAUCAAUGGCACACAAUAUAUUUUGUAGAAACAUGAAUUUCAAUGAGGCAUCAGUUUAUGUGCUUACAGUUCUAGUUGAAAUGCCAAUACAGUAAAACAUGUUUAUAAUGGAUCACAGUUAUAGCGAAUUCACUGAUGUAAUGACAAAGUAACUAUUUAUGAUAAACACGGGUAUAACGAAUUCACUGAUGUAACGAUAAAGUAACACAUUUACAGUAAAACAUGUUUAUAAUGGAUCACAGUUAUAACGAAUUCACUGAUUUAAUGACAAAAUAACACAUUUACAAUGAACCAAAUUCACCACAAUUGUAAUGAUGUAAAUAUUCCCCCUAAGAUUCUAAAUAGAUGUAGUGAAUUUUUAACAAGACAAUUCAAUGUAGACUCAUGAAUUUGUUACAACCAUGUUUUACUAUCUUUUACUUGGACAUAGACCAGUUAAAAAGGAAAGUAAAAAUGUCAUGAUCUCAGUUUCAUUUCAGUUUGAUGUGAGUUUGUUUAAAUGUGUGUACUGUUGCAGUUAAAAAGUAUGGUUGUGAAACUCGAUGGCAUAAUAAUGUUUUAAUGAUCUUCACUGCAUUAGGCAUAUUGGACUUAUUUAGUACUUAAUGUUUGAAGUAUUGUGUCUGAAUGAAAGAAUUUAGCUGUGAUGAUUUAGAACUCCUCCUAUAAGUGAUGUUACAAUUCUAAUAUUGCACCCUUUUGUUAAUAAACCAAAAAUAUUUUGUGUCCCUUGAAAUCUAAUCAAUAAGGUACCAUUUAUGAUUUGUAUUAUUAUGAAAGUAAUAUGAAUAUUGGUGUAAGCAUUGCUUAGUUAAUAUUUAUUUAGGUUAAUAUCAAAGAACACAUCAUUUCUGUUUACACAGAAUAUGAACAAAUAUCCAUAUUAAACUAAUAUGGCCACAUGAUAUUUAUUGAAAGCGAACUCCAGUGGUUUUACUUUCUAUUCAUAAAAUGCUUUUUUUUUCCUCUCCAAUCUAAAACUGCAUCUAUGGUUCUUUUUCCAUUCUUUGUUAUAGAAUUUUCUUAUUUAUUUAGAUUUUCAGUUUGCAUUACACAUUUACAAUUCUGCUGUCAAUAUAGAAAGUGCCUGAUAAUAUGUCAUCGAUUUAAAUGGAGAUAAUCAAGGAAUUUUGUAAUGGGAGAUAAAUGUUACACAUAUAAUUUGUCAAUAUAUUGUGAAACUAUUAGGGGCAUUGGGAGUUUGUUACUUGGUGUUUUGUUACUGUUAUCGACUGAACGUACAGCUGUGUUUAGGGGUACAGCUCAUUCAAUGAUGUAUACAAUAAAAUAAAUGUCUCAGAAUUC